AUGUCUCAGAAUAUACUCCCACAGAAAAAUCUUCAGUCUCCAUCUAAGCCAGAAGUCGUUGGUGAUGCAUAUGAAAAUAAUUUUCUAGACUCAGAAUCUAUCUGGCAUGAUCCCACGUUGCGAGGUGUCAUCAUAAAUACUUCAAGCGUGUCUGCUUUUGAUGGCCAAAUCAGUCAGACUGCGUAUGCAGCCAGUAAAGGAGCGGUGGCAUCUAUGACCCUUCCUUUGGCACGAGAGUUUGCUGAAUUCGGCAUCAGAGUUGUUGCUAUUGCACCAGGUAUGUGA
Messenger RNA from Protopolystoma xenopodis, 285 nucleotides. The record is from the annotation of a GenBank genome assembly. NCBI's taxonomy places the organism in Eukaryota, Metazoa, Platyhelminthes, Monogenea, Polystomatidea, Polystomatidae.